UUGUCUGUACUCGAUCCGUAGCCGACAUGGCAUUAAAAGACAAAUCACAUGGAGAAGAGACACGUGUCGAACUUAACGGCAAUGGAGGCUUCGGGUUGUGGUUAGGGCACGAUCUUUCGCAAAGCAAACAUAAAAACAGAGCGGUGAUGGUCCCACGCACACUUGUCUGCUGCAUUGUGGGACCCCACUUUGCUAACAUGGACCCACACGUUCUUUGCUCUUUUCUUAUUUCCAUAAAAUGUUUAAUCCCAUGUCAACUACUCUAUUAUUUAUACCCAAGUCUAAUCUAUUGCAUUAUUUGACAAAACGCACAUAAUCGUCUCAUCAUGUAUAGAUGUGUCUUUUAACCAUGCAGAUAUUUUCUCGUUAGGUAACACGUUUAUAAGGUUUCAAGAAAAGUGUCAGAUCACAUCAUUGAACAAGUUUUCCACCACCAUCCGAUCAAAUCGUUGAUCAAAACUCAUGAGCAUCAAGUUCUUAUCAUGUCUGCCAAGUUUAGUGUGAGAGUUUAUAGACAUUUCAGUAUUGAACUGCAAGGUUUUAAUGAGUAGUACGUUGUGAUACUUUAAUUGGUCUUAUGUAUAUCAGUACAGUUUUGCAUGUCUUCAAACCAUAAUUAAACUUCAAAAUCUAUAUAUCCAUUGAAUUGAACUAAGUCAAAUAUAUAUAUAUAUAUAUAUAUAUAUAAAUUGCAUGUAUUCAACCAUAUAUAGUAACUACAAAUUAUAUUAUUUGUAUUGAAUAUAAAAUACAAAUAUCUUUUGAGACUUUAGCAAAAAAAAAAAUCUUUUGAGACUUUUGGGGGGGGUUUUAGCAGACACUACCAGUGUCCACUUGUUGAUAACAUCAAACUAUAUAUGUCCGUUGUUCAUUAGAAGCGUGGGAAUUAGUACUUUAUUAGCAUUAGAUAUAUACUAUAUAAUUGCCAUAAAGUCAACGUAAUGCAACGAAAUACCUAGGUGGUUGUAAUGUCAUUAUGUUCAAGUAGAUACGAACAACUAAACAUGUAUCAUGUAUAAAAUUGACCAACAUAUAUUUCAAUGUAAAUGAUUUAAUGAUACGUACGCAUACCCACACAAUGAAUGAAUCAUAUACAGGACCGUUGCAAUACUUGAUAGUUAUAUAUUCAAUUAAUCACAGAUAAUAUAUCUUAUACAUGUGUGGUGUUAGACUUUGAAUAAUGCGUUAAGUCAAUGAAUAAGCCAUGCGUAUGAUGAAAUAAAUUAAACAAACUUGGUUCAAUGUUUCUGUGAAAAGAAACGUAGGUUUUACCUGUCAGAAAUGCAACAAUCCGUUUGGAGAAUGUUUUGGCAGAAAAAAAAACUGCUAACCUUUUUGUCAAUCGCCAUUAGAAAUAUCGAUCUUACCCCGUAUGCUAAGGUUCCCGAGAAACAUACACAUGAAGUGAAUGAAAGACGAGUUAUAGGGGACAAAAGUUAACAAGGUAGCGUAAAACCAUGCAAAGUGUUUGAAGGGUCCAACGUAGAGACAAAGAGUUAGGAGCUAAAAACCGCUUCUUGGGAUAAACAAAAGAAGCAUAUGCAUCAAAAACCCUAAUCCUCCUUUUUGCACGUUUCAGUUACCAGCUAGAUUUUUGCUCCAUUUAUUAAUACAAAUAUAGAUAUAUACAAAAAAUAACUAAGCGGUGUCAAUCUGAGGAUGCUAUAACUUCGAGAGAGAAGACACAAGUUUGGUCUUUUCACUUUUGCUUGGAAGGUUUCUCUGGUUUGAAUCAGUGAAUCCUUCAUAGACAUAAGAGGGGCCACAUACAAACACCCUAAUCUGACCUUCGCUACAGUUUUUUUUCUUCUCAUUCAGACAUUUGCAUGUUCUCUUCUUCUCCUCUACCAUCACAAUAUCUUCAAAACGUCAUAUCUCUCUCCAUCUCUCUAUAUAUAUUGGUCUGCAACUGUCUCGGUUAUAGUCCAGGUCAUAUCUCCUUUUUGGUCGCUAUUACUGGUAUGGAUCCGUUGAGGACUACUUGCUUCUAUUUCCUUUGUAUCGUCUUUGUCAUCCUUUCUCCGAGUUGCUUAUGCGAUUCUCGCCGUCUUGGACCCAUGGAGAAGAAGCUUGGUGUGAAUCGUGACCACUUAAUUGCGGAGGUAAUCCCCUUUGCUUUCUUAUGUUAGAGCCUGAGUUAUUUUCAAUGAUGUUAGGGGGUUUUUCGUGUGUGUGCAAUAUAUAUAGGGUAUCUUCUUAAGAAAACGUUUUGGCUGAUUCACAUACGCAUAUAUAUAGUAUAUUAUAUAACAAAACACGGAUUCAAGUAUAUCAUGAUCGUUGAUACUAGCAUGUGCACAAUCCCUUAAAAAUGCAUGUUGGUUCAUUGUGUAUUAGGUAGGUUAUCUUUGAAUAUGCCUAUUUGACAAAAAAAUAAAGAAGCUUUAAAUAUGCUUGUUUUUAACAUAUAUAUAGAUGAACUGAAUUUCAUAUUUUCUUUCUCUUCAAACCAAAUCUAUUUAUAUUUAUGAUUUGUAGGCAUGGUCCAAAUCAACGUACUAUUUAAAAUCAACACUAGAAGUUUGGGAGCAGAUUAUAUGGUCAAGUAGUGUAACUAGUUUCUCUUAUAUUUCAUAGAAUCUCAUGUUAUGUGAUCGGGUUUGUACUAAGCAUAAAACGUACUUAGUGUACUUAGAUAGAACUAUAAACCAAAAGAAAAAUAAAAGCUAAUUAAUCAUACACAUAUACACAACGAUACUAAUUAUUUUUCCAUGGCACAGAACAACGAAGAAAUUACAAAACAAGGCGUUCCUUCAACAAACGUGAAGAAAACCUUAUUGAGUGAAGCACCGAUCGAACAUGACGUAGCUAAUCAUGGUUGUCAGAUAAAUGGGAAUAGUACGAAGGACGAUUUCAGGGUAAAACGUGCUUCACUAGACAAAACCGUGCCGUCCAAAAGAGUCUCGAGAACUUGGAAAGUUCCUAAAUAUUCAAAGAAGCAGCCUAGAUUAGAUCACGAACAUCCAGCAUUCAGUCUCGACUACAUGCAGCCCAGCACCCAUCCGCCUCAUCAUAAUUAACUUUCUCUUGAUCAAAUUUCUACAUUUUGACUCGUUUAAUGUGGUCACAAACGACCUAGUUUGAAGCUUUAUAUAAAAUAUACUAUAUGUUAACUAAAAUAAACUAGUAAAGCAGGUUCUUGAUGUUGUACGAUACUACUCCGGUUGCAUUUCUUGAUUUUGUGACUAUAUCACGCAUUCGUGCGCAUAUAUCGAUCAUGAUGCACUACUAUAUUUACUCGUCUCUAUAUACAUGCAUGGGUACCUCUCUUUUUUUUUUUGUCGUUGUUAAAGCAGUCCUUUGAAUGUUAUGCUAAUACUAAAUAAGAAGGUACUUUUGUUGUUGUAAAAAAAUUGUAAAAUUUUUCGUGAUAUUAGACUAACUUACUAACGAUUGAUUGAUCAUGAUUCAAAUUUUAAAAAGCAGCUAAAAAUUUGAAAUACUUGAUGGUUACUUAGUUUACUACUAGCUAUAAGUUCUGAUGGCAUUAAAACUUUGCAUAAGCAAGUCUGUAGUAUGUACAUAUGUCAGUCAGUAAAGUUGGAGCCGAGGAAACAAAAGAUUGCCCAUAGUGACAAAAACCAUAUAAAUUUCAUUUGGCACGCAUGAUGGUUGUGCAUGGCGUUCGGUGUCUCGUUCGAAUUAGUUGGUUCAGAUUUUUAGAUUUUGGUAGCAUGUUCAUGAGUUCCGUUCGGUUUUACUAUUUCUAGUUCAGGUUAAUUAUUUGGGUUCCGUUUGGAUUGAAUUAUAACCAAUAUUAGGAUCGGUUCUGGGCUAAAGCCCGCAAAACAAGAGUUUUAGGCGCCAUGGUUUAUGAAAUAGUAAGGAGCGCCAAAAGACAAUAAAUUUCUUUAGUGUAGUGGCUUGGGAUUUGUGUUGAAGUCUUAUAGCUUGAAGGUUCCAACCCCUGCUCUUUAUUUUUUUAUUUGUUUCAUUUGUUCACUUUUGAUAAUGAAACGAAUGUGAUGAGAUUGAAGAUCUUAAUUAAUAUCCGAUCCAUUUAGGAAAAGAUCUUAGGUUCUUCCUUUUGACAAUUUUAGUAUAUUUUUUCAUACUAUAUUAAGUUGAAUAUUGUAUUCUAACAAUAUUUAUGUUUUAGUUUUUAAUAUUUACAUCCGUUUUUCUUCUGAAAGUCUUAUGUCAUAUGUGUGUUGAUUGAUUGUUGGUUCCCACUGGAGUUACUCCAUCUUCCAUGUAUUUUUUUUUUCUCUUUUGUCAUAAUUUUUUUAUAAUCUAUAAAAAAUUGAAAUGUAUAUGUGCCACUAUGUCUAUGAAGGAACUAGAUGACUUAUUAAUAAUAUCAAUAGAAGAACACAAACCAAAACACUGAAUCAUUUAUAGUUGAUAUAUAUUAUUGUAUACAUCUCUUUUUCAGCUGUCCAUAUUCGUUUGCUGUGUGGGAAUGUCUAGUCAAAGGAAUUCUAAAGGAGAGAUUCACUGCAGUGUGGGAUGAUAUAGUGGAGAUAAUAUAUGAUUCGGCCUAUCUAGCUACGGAGAUGUUCCUCCUAAGAUACUCUUUUCAAGCUGCUCUUCACAAUAUACGGUGGGAGGGAAAUGCAAGGAGGCAUGGAGAGGAGCCGAGAGAUGCGAGAUUGUUGAGUAAACUUGUUGAUAAAACUAUUCGGCUCCAACUUUUGGCAGUAAAAGCACAGGACCAUGAAUAUUUGGAGAAGGGGCUGAGAACUUGGUUUGGCACAAGACUUAUUUCAGACCCACCAUAAGGAGGAGAUAGAAUUAUUUUUUUCAUUGGUUAUGGAUAGAAGUAUAUAAUCAAAAACAGAUGCACUUGAUGUAAAUAAGUUUUCUUGCUUGAAUAAAUUUUACAUUCAUUCAAAAAAAAAAAGAUAUAUAUUACUGUAGAAAAAGAGAAAAAAAUUGUUAUGAAUUUAUGUUUGUGUAUUAUACUUCGAAAAAAUAAGCUUUAAUACUGUUUUACAUUAUUCUAAUUAUAUACAUGAAAUGUAAAAAAAAUAUUUAAAGGGGCAACAUUUUUAUAUUGUGCUUUAGGCGCCAGUUAAGUCCGGACCAGCACUGCCAAUAUAUAUUUGAAUCACCCAAAAUCUGAAUAAAAAAAUCUAUUAAGAUGGAUAAAAAAAUAUUGAAAACAUAAAUCAUUCAAGAGAACUAAUUAAAAGCUAGUUAUACUAUUUAAGCCAACUAAAGUAUUUGAAAUGACAGAAAAAUCUGUAUACAAACAAAAAUAAUCUGUAAAACACUCUAAAAUAUAUAACUUACAUCAAGAUAUGUAAAAGUUUAAUAGACUUAACUAAUUUCAAGUAUUGUUUUUUAAUAAACACUCUACAACAGAUAGAAUUCAAAUUUUUUCGGUUUAGGUUCGGAUUUCUGAUUUAUAAACGCUCAUGCCUAGUUUAUACAAAGUAAGAUUUGAGAUAUGUUUAUGCUCAGUAUAUAAUCUCAUAGUACUCUGCUCCUUGUUUUACAUCAUGUACAAAGCCAGUAAAACUAGAAAGGCACCGAAGUUAUGUAUCUAGUUCGGUGGACGUUAAAAUAGUUUAAAAACCUUUGGUAGUGAUGGCUCACUUUAUCGACUUUUGAGAUACAAGGCUCAUUUAGUCAUAAUGGCAUGUAAGCCCACUAUGGUUUAAAUUUUGCCGCCAGAAAGAAAGUCAUGUAAACAGUAAACUCCAAUUUGUAAAAACUAAAAGCGAGAGAAGGGGGAGAUAGUGUGGAUUGGAGACUGAAGAAUGGAGGGGAAGCAAGCUAGAUCUUCUCUAGAUCUGUUUGUUAGGGGAUUUUUGUGUACAAGCGAUCCGUGCUCAGCUCUACGGAAUGAUAGGAGGAAGGAGACGCGUCGUCGUUGAGUGUAAUCUCCUGCUUUGAUAGUUGAUAAACCAGGAGAUCAUGCUCUUUGGAUACAGCCAUAUGGGUAUGGGCCAGUAUAGGUCACCGGUGCCUUAGUAGCAGCAGGGGAGAUUGGUCAUUAGGCGGGGACCGCCUAUCGAUAGUGAAGAUCGCGGGGCCUUCAUGAUCUAUGAUCGAUGGUUCCGGCUACCAAAGUCGGUCCUUGGGGGCCUCCUGAUCUGUACUUGAUGGUUCCGGUUACCAAGGUCGGUCCUUGGGUAUCUAUGCACGGGACCAUAGAAGGUGUUUGAAUUUAUUGCUGCAUCCUUCAGUGGGGAUUGCCUACGUACCCUUCAGGGGGGGAUCAAGCCGUUCGUAGUUCAUGUAUAUGGAGGCACGGAGCCUAGAUGGACGCGGAGCCUAGAUGGAGGCACGUAGCCUGAUGGAGGCACGUAGCCUGAUUGAGGCACAUAGCCUGAAGGAGGCGUGUAGCCUAAUGGAGGCAUGUGGCCUAGGGAGCAUGGGGCUCUAGUGGGCACAUGGCCUAAUGGGCACGUAGCCUUGGGAGCACGUAGCUCUGUAGUUGGUAAAAGUCAUCUGUUCUAGGGGGCACAUGGCCAGAACAGAUGGUAGACCUGUCGAUAUGCUGCAGUGAGCAUGAUGUGUCGAGGUGCUUCCGUGAGUAUGAACGGACCCUGCGGAUGAGCUGGAGACUGUGGCCUGAGCCGGUAAGUAGAGUUGUAGACGUGCUGCAGUGAGCAUAUAUCUUCAUCUGUUUGAUAGUAAUCGCCGGGUAGAACCUUCUGAGACAUGGAGGUUUCCGAUUGCUGGUGAGCUUCUCUGUCUUCCUUGCCAAUGACCUUUGUACCUCUGGCAUAUGGAGCAAUAUGUUUGCUCUUUGCAUCAGGACGACACUCCAUGUGUGCUUCUGUUCUUUCAGGUAAAGCAACAAUACUUCUCCGUCCUUGAGCUUGGAGAGUAUGGGUUAACAUGGUCUCAUAUGAUUUUGGACCCAGAUUGGUCCAUAGGCAGGGAUUGACCUGGGUUUGGAGUCGGAAUCCGUUGUUUGGAUAGCAGGGGUUGGCGUAUUCUAUCACGUAUCAGGAGAUGAUUGAUCAUCCACGAAUAUUGAUUUUCUCAUAUUCCUUGGAUUUCCUUCUUUGCAGGCGUCGUUCGAUGACUCAUUCUAGCUGCUCUCUGCCCCCGCUUGGGUGAGCCACUCUCAGCGUUUUCUGGACGUCGUUUGAUGACUCGUCGCCUCAUCUUGAAUCUUCUUUGCCACGGGCAUGUUGAUGGGAGUUGCUGAUGCGUGUAACCCCGUGGGUUAACGCUUAGCUCAUCUGCCCCUGCUUUCCUCGUGGUCAUGUCUUCCUCAAAGAUAUAUCAGGGUACAUGGCCAGAAAAAACGGUAGUAAGGUGGUCAGAACCCUGGAUCCGGAACCUGGAAGCUGGAACCCGGAACCCAAAGGUUUUCCUUUUCCUUUUAGAUGAAUAGUAAUGGGAACAUGUGUUCUCCGGCUUCUUUUACUCCCAUUUGCUCCAAAUGAGUAGAGGGUAUGAAGACCAGCACUCCUAGAUGUAGUAUUAGCAUUUUCCCUGGCUCCUUUGCAGGAGGUAGAGCAGCAGUGUUCUCGGCACUUAGGCAGGGUUUCUUCGCAGAACAACUCCAAUGGAAUUCGACGAGUACUCAAAGGCGUUCAAUCAACCUAGCUAUCAGGCUUACUUGGAUUCCACUAUCACUUAGAUUCUAGAACCUAAAGAGAAAGGUGGUUCUCCAGUUACUUCUUAGUGGUUGCCCGAUAUGCAUGCAGUAUUUCCUGGAGCUCUUCUUCUGACUCCUCCUGUCUGGAAGCAUUGAUGGCGUCUAGGGCUUGCUAUAUUGCUGCUGGUUGAUUACCCGCUGAUAUUGAUGUUGGUGAUAUUCAUUAUAACAACCCCUGCUCUUUAUUUUUUUAUUUGUUUCAUUUGUUCACUUUUGAUAAUGAAACGAAUGUGAUGAGAUUGAAGAUCUUAAUUAAUAUCCGAUCCAUUUAGGAAAAGAUCUUAGGUUCUUCCUUUUGACAAUUUUAGUAUAUUUUUUCAUACUAUAUUAAGUUGAAUAUUGUAUUCUAACAAUAUUUAUGUUUUAGUUUUUAAUAUUUACAUCCGUUUUUCUUCUGAAAGUCUUAUGUCAUAUGUGUGUUGAUUGAUUGUUGGUUCCCACUGGAGUUACUCCAUCUUCCAUGUAUUUUUUUUUUCUCUUUUGUCAUAAUUUUUUUAUAAUCUAUAAAAAAUUGAAAUGUAUAUGUGCCACUAUGUCUAUGAAGGAACUAGAUGACUUAUUAAUAAUAUCAAUAGAAGAACACAAACCAAAACACUGAAUCAUUUAUAGUUGAUAUAUAUUAUUGUAUACAUCUCUUUUUCAGCUGUCCAUAUUCGCUUGCUGUGUGGGAAUGUCUAGUCAAAGGAAUUCUAAAGGAGAGAUUCACUGCAGUGUGGGAUGAUAUAGUGGAGAUAAUAUAUGAUUCGGCCUAUCUAGCUACGGAGAUGUUCCUCCUAAGAUACUCUUUUCAAGCUGCUCUUCACAAUAUACGGUGGGAGGGAAAUGCAAGGAGGCAUGGAGAGGAGCCGAGAGAUGCGAGAUUGUUGAGUAAACUUGUUGAUAAAACUAUUCGGCUCCAACUUUUGGCAGUAAAAGCACAGGACCAUGAAUAUUUGGAGAAGGGGCUGAGAACUUGGUUUGGCAGAAGACUUAUUUCAGACCCACCAUAAGGAGGAGAUAGAAUUAUUUUUUUCAUUGGUUAUGGAUAGAAGUAUAUAAUCAAAAACAGAUGCACUUGAUGUAAAUAAGUUUUCUUGCUUGAAUAAAUUUUACAUUCAUUCAAAAAAAAAAGAUAUAUAUUACUGUAGAAAAAGAGAAAAAAAUUUGUUAUGAAUUUAUGUUUGUGUAUUAUACUUCGAAAAAAUAAGCUUUAAUACUGUUUUACAUUAUUCUAAUUAUAUACAUGAAAUGUAAAAAAAAUAUUUAAAGGGGCAACAUUUUUAUAUUGUGCUUUAGGCGCCAGUUAAGUCCGGACCGGCACUGCUAAUAUAUAUUUGAAUCACCCAAAAUCUGAAUAAAAAAAUCUAUUAAGAUGGAUAAAAAAAUAUUGAAAACAUAAAUCAUUCAAGAGAACUAAUUAAAAGCUAGUUAUACUAUUUAAGCCAACUAAAGUAUUUGAAAUGACAGAAAAAUCUGUAUACAAACAAAAAUAAUCUGUAAAACACUCUAAAAUAUAUAACUUACAUCAAGAUAUGUAAAAGUUUAAUAGACUUAACUAAUUUCAAGUAUUUUUUUUUAAUAAACACUCUACAACAGAUAGAAUUCAAAUUUUUUCGGUUUAGGUUCGGAUUUCUGAUUUAUAAACGCUCAUGCCUAGUUUAUACAAAGUAAGAUUUGAGAUAUGUUUAUGCUCAGUAUAUAAUCUCAUAGUACUCUGCUCCUUGUUUUACAUCAUGUACAAAGCCAGUAAAACUAGAAAGGCACUGAAGUUAUGUAUCUAGUUCGGUGGACGUUAAAAUAGUUUAAAAACCUUUGGUCGUGAUGGCUCACUUUAUCGACUUUUGAGAUACAAGGCUCAUUUAGUCAUAAUGGCAUGUAAGCCCACUAUGGUUUAAAUUUUGCCGCCAGAAAGAAAGUCAUGUAAACAGUAAACUCCAAUUUGUAAAAACUAAAAGCGAGAGAAGGGGGAGAUAGUGUGGAUUGGAGACUGAAGAAUGGAGGGGAAGCAAGCUAGAUCUUCUCUAGAUCUGUUUGUUAGGGGAUUUUUGUGUACAAGCGAUCCGUGCUCAGCUCUACGGAAUGAUAGGAGGAAGGAGACGCGUCGUCGUUGAGUGUAAUCUCCUGCUUUGAUAGUUGAUAAACCAGGAGAUCAUGCUCUUUGGAUACAGCCAUAUGGGUAUGGGCCAGUAUAGGUCACCGGUGCCUUAGUAGCAGCAGGGGAGAUUGGUCAUUAGGCGGGGACCGCCUAUCGAUAGUGAAGAUCGCGGGGCCUUCAUGAUCUAUGAUCGAUGGUUCCGGCUACCAAAGUCGGUCCUUGGGGGCCUCCUGAUCUGUACUUGAUGGUUCCGGUUACCAAGGUCGGUCCUUGGGUAUCUAUGCACGGGACCAUAGAAGGUGUUUGAAUUUAUUGCUGCAUCCUUCAGUGGGGAUUGCCUACGUACCCUUCAGGGGGGGGAUCAAGCCGUUCGUAGUUCAUGUAUAUGGAAGCACGGAGCCUAGAUGGACGCGGAGCCUAGAUGGAGGCACGUAGCCUGAUGGAGGCACAUAGCCUGAUUGAGGCACAUAGCCUGAAGGAGGCGCGUAGCCUAAUGGAGGCAUGUGGCCUAGGGAGCAUGGGGCUCUAGUGGGCACAUGGCCUAAUGGGCACGUAGCCUUGGGAGCACGUAGCUCUGUAGUUGGUAAAAGUCAUCUGUUCUAGGGGGCAC
Molecule: messenger RNA, 10248 nt
Organism: Brassica napus (rape)
Lineage: Eukaryota; Viridiplantae; Streptophyta; Magnoliopsida; Brassicales; Brassicaceae
Product: root meristem growth factor 10-like
Exons: 1
Coding region: 2712-3020 (102 amino acids)
Source: RefSeq, a predicted model, not a curated record